This is a messenger RNA of Brassica oleracea var. oleracea, 474 nucleotides long. RefSeq lists its product as uncharacterized. The record is from RefSeq and is a predicted model, not a curated record. NCBI's taxonomy places the organism in Eukaryota, Viridiplantae, Streptophyta, Magnoliopsida, Brassicales, Brassicaceae. The transcript has a single exon. The coding region runs from base 1 to 474 and encodes 157 amino acids.
AUGGCCGAUCAAGUUUCUGCUGCACCACUCGAUCGUGUCUAUGGUGUCACGAACAUCAAAACACACGUUCUCUUUCUCCUCGACAUCGAUGACGGAAAUUACGACGCAUGGCGCAAGCUAUUCCGGACCCAUUGUCAGAGUUUUGAUGUCGCUGGACAUCUCGAUGGCACUGUCUUGCCAGCGAACGAUGCCGACGAAGCAUGGACAAAACGUGAUGGCGUUGUCAAGCUUUGGAUCUAUGGCACUCUCUCCAAGGAUCUCUUCCGGAGCACGUUCAAAACUGGAGGAACGGCUCAUGAGAUCUGGCUUCGCCUUGAAACCUUCUUCCGUGACAAUAAGGAAGCUCGGGUGGUUCAACUCGAUCACAAGCUUUGUUCACAAGAGAUUGGCGAUCUCUCCAUUCACGCCUACUGCCAGGAACUAAAGUCUAUAGCUGAUCUCAUGGCAAACGUCGACGCUCCUGUUUCCGAAUGA